Molecule: messenger RNA, 2993 nt
Organism: Castor canadensis (American beaver)
Lineage: Eukaryota; Metazoa; Chordata; Mammalia; Rodentia; Castoridae
Source: RefSeq, a predicted model, not a curated record
UGAAAAGUUUUUUCAAAAAAUGGAUUGUGUUUUGUCACCGUUCCAGGAUGAUCAGGAUGAAGUGAAUCAGAACUACUUAGCUGAUGAAGAGGAGGAAGCAGAAGAAGAGGCUCGGGUGGUGUUGACGCCUGAUUUGGAGGAAGAGGAAGAUGAGGAGGAGAAAGAAGAGCAGGAGGAAGAGAAGGGGGAGGAGGAAAAGAAGGAGGAAGAGGGUCAGGGUCGGCCAACAGGCAAUGCCUGGUGGCAGAAAUUGCAGCUCAUGAAUGAAUACCUGUGGGAUCCAGAGAGAAGGAUGUCUCUGGCCCAAACAGGUCAGAGUUGGAGCCUGAUUUUAGUCAUUUACUUCUUCUUCUAUGCCUCCCUGGCUGCUGUGGUCACCCUGUGUAUGUACAUGCUCUUUCUGACCAUCAAUCCUUACAUGCCGACGUUCACUGAGCGAGUGAAGCCUCCUGGAGUUAUGAUCAGACCCUUCGCUCACAGCCUUAACUUCAACUUCAACGUUUCUGAACCUGACACUUGGCAACAUUAUGUGAUUAGCCUAAAUGGCUUUCUCCAGGGCUAUAAUGACAGCCUUCAAGAGGAAAUGAAUGUAGAUUGCCCCCCAGGGCAGUACUUCAUUCAAGAUGGAAAUGAAGAUGAGGACAAGAAAGCCUGCCAAUUUAAGCGCUCCUUCCUGAAGAACUGCUCUGGUCUGGAGGACCCCACUUUUGGAUACUCUACUGGACAGCCUUGCAUCCUGCUGAAGAUGAACCGGAUUGUAGGCUUUUGUCCUGAGCUUGGAGAUCCUGUGAAGGUUUCCUGCAAAGUUCAGAGAGGUGAUGAAAACGACAUUCGAUCCAUCAGUUACUACCCAGAGUCAGCUUCUUUUGACCUCCGCUAUUACCCUUACUAUGGCAAACUGACUCACGUUAACUACACCUCCCCUCUGGUGGCAAUGCACUUUACAGAUGUGGUGAAGAACCAGGUGGUGCCUGUGCAAUGCCAGCUGAAGGGCAAAGGCAUCAUAAAUGAUGUCAUCAAUGAUCGUUUUAUUGGUAGGGUCAUCUUUACCUUGAACAUAGAAACCUAAGAAUUUCAGAGCGCCACUCCUACCACUUCUGUUUCUGUUUUAUUUCAUGUUAUUCUGGUAGCACCUGGGUUCCUUUACUUAACUUAGGAUACAUUCAGAUGAACGCCUCAGUCAGAAGAUCAUCUUUCCUUGCCUUUGACAUAUGUAUGAAGUGAUAUUGCGGGACCCGUCUGAUUUUUUUAAAGGUAGUCUCUCCUGAUGACAAAAAGAUUAUAUUAAUUUCCUUUCCCUUUACUUAAAACUAGACCCAUCCUUGCUUCUAGAAGGCUUACUAUAGUAUAAACAUAGUAUCUGGUAAAAUUCACAAUAGCCAUGGUCAGGAGAAUGUAUAUGAUGCUUAUAAAUUCAACAUGUUUUCUAAAAUUUAAAAAUUUUAAAAAUUUCUGGUUAGAGGUAAGAUUCCUUCCAACCAGGCUGAUAAUCUAAACUCCUCCUCUUAAAAAACUGCCUGGAAAGGUUGUCCCUUGGGAAUCUCCACUCACACCAACCCAGACUACAUCUAGGGUCACUCUUUCUAUAGUACUUUAUAUCCAGGGAGCUUGAAAAAUUGGCUGCCUCCCACAGGCAACUAAAUACCGAUUCAAAGACAAGGUAUUAUUCAACUGAGACAAAAAAACAGUGCUAACUGGUUAUUGUUCUGGGAUACAGAUGAAGACAUUCUGUAUGACUUUUUAUGAGAUGGGUCCCAGUGCAACUGUGGAGAAUACUUAGCAUAUGGGUGUGAUUGAUGGUUGAUUCCUUGCUCCAUGAUAUAAUGAUCCAAAGGCAAACAUACCUACAAAAAGGUUUGUCUCAGCUUCAGAAAGAAGAGAAAACAUGAAAGUUCUCCAUUGGCCAAUUCUUCUUGGGCUAUUUGCUUGACAGUAGUUGAUUUUCUUUGAGACCAUCAGGGAUGGUAUGUUGACCCCCAGCUAUAGCCUUGAGAUUCAGAAUAGGGUUUGCCAACGAAAACAUGGCACGACAGAAAGCUCCUGCUAGGCUACCCUGAAGCCAAGGCUCAUUGGCCAGUUUUGCAUUUACUUUAAAUAUGACAUGAGGCAGAUGUUUAUCCAGGUUGUGAAUCAGCCAAAUUGCUUUCUCUUAUCUCUGGCCAUGUGACCAUUCCAUUGCUUCUUAACACCUCCACCAGGUGGAGGGCUGGGACAAAGAGAGAAGGCAAGCAUCAGAGAAUAGCAGUGUCUCAGGGUCCAAAGCAAACUUAAAUGCCUCUUAGAAGCCAGAAUCUGAAUCUCUUCUAUAGUGCUUACUUUCUCUCCAAACAUGGAACUGUUAGGCUGGUAGUGAACAAGUGAUCAAGUGUCAUACUAUGAUAUAGUAUGACAAGAGCUAUAACUAGUAUGUAGAAAUGCUAUGGGGAACAUGAUGAGGGGAAAUAGCUAUCUCCAACUGAGAAAGUAGCAGAGGACAUUUCACAUGCAAAGCCACAAUUAUGAAAAGAUCAUCAUGUGUUUUGUUAACUGUGAGCAGUUCAUAUAACUGGAGUAUAAAGAACUCAGAGGAAUGAUAGAAAGUGUUGGGAGACUGGGCUAAACAGGUAUUUGAGGACUUUGAGUUUUAUUCAGUAGGUGAAGAGGAGUCUUUAAAGCAUUUUGGUAAUGGAAGCCCUUUGAUCACAUUUACAUUUUAGAAAAAGCACUUUGGCAAUCAUAAUUGUGAAGGGUGGGUUGAAGAGGGACAAGACUACGGAAUGGAAAGAGGGAGGAAUAAACAAUGACCCCAAGGUUUUGAGCUUCACUAAAACCAGUGAGAUGGUGACAUUGUUGAUCAAUAUUGGAUAUAAAAGAGAAGCAAAUAUGGAGAGUCGUGUGGUUUCUACUGGUCAGACACUGAUGUGGAGAAAUAAACAUGUAAAGUUGGAAAGAAGAAAAGCUGAGGGGAAAAAAAGCAACAUUUGGUUAAGUAAAUUCACAUAAGACAUUCUAAG